AUGACUCCGGCAUCAAUAGAUCCACAUGAUGAUGAUGACCCUCAAAUGACUCCAACAACAACAACUCCCCAUGAUAGAUGGGAGGAACAGAGAAGGAGAAGAUUGAAUGAGGAAUAUGUGGAUGUGCUUGUGGAGAAAAAGAGGGUGAAUGAGGAAGACAAGGAUGAGGAAUAUUUGGAGGUGAAUGAGGAAGAUUUGGAGAAGGUGAAUGUGUUGAUUGAGGAUCUGAUGAAUGAGAAUAUUGAGGAUUGGCUUGUGGAGAAGAAGAAUGAGGAUGUGCUGGUGCAGAAGGAAGACAAGCAGAAGAAUGAGAUAUAUAAACUAAAUGAUAAAGACAGUGAUGUGGAGGAGAAGAAGAAUGAGGAUGUGGAGGAGAAUGUGGUGAAUGAGGAUGUUCUGAAGAAUGAGGAUGUGGAGGAGAAGAAGAAUGAGGAUGUGGAGGAGAAGAAGAAUGAGGAUGUGGAGGAUAAGAAAAAUGAGGAUGUGGAGGAGAAUGUGGUGAAUGAAGAUGCUAUGAAGAAUGAGGAUGUGGUGGAUAAGCUGAAUGAUAAAGACAAUGAUGGGUUUGUGGAGGAGAAGAAGAAUGAGGAUGUGGUGGAGAAUGUGGUGAAUAAGGAUGUUCUGAAGAGUGAUGAUGUGAAUGAGAAGGUGGAGGAUAAGGUGGAGGAGGAUGUGUUUGUGGAGAAGGUUGAGAAGAAGGAAGACAAUGUACAGAAGAAGAAUGUGGUGCAGAAGAAGAGGGUGGAGGAUGAUGUGUUUGUGGACAAGAUGGAAGACAAGGUGCAGAAUAAAAAGGUGGAUGUGGUGGUGCAAAAUAAGAAGGUGAUUGUGGAGAAGAAGGACAAGCAAAAGGUGGAGGAGGAUGUGGUAGAAUUGGACGAUCCAACCCAUGUCCAAUUUAAGAGAAAUAUGUUGAGGUCGGGAGUAUUACUUAGUCCCUACACCGACCCUGCUGGAAAAAAAUGA
Impatiens glandulifera is the source of this 966-nucleotide messenger RNA. RefSeq names its product ring-infected erythrocyte surface antigen-like. The transcript has 8 exons. Lineage: Eukaryota; Viridiplantae; Streptophyta; Magnoliopsida; Ericales; Balsaminaceae. The record is from RefSeq and is a predicted model, not a curated record. The coding region runs from base 1 to 966 and encodes 321 amino acids.